AGAAUGUCCGCCGUUGUCCACGACUAUUGCCCUGUCUACUCGCCCAUUUUCGGUUCGCUGGGCUGUGCCGCUGCCACAAUCUUUUGCUGCUUCGGCGCUGCUUACGGCACAGCAAAGUCGGGUGUCGGUAUCUCGGCCAUGGGCAUCCUGCGUCCUGACCUGGUGGUGCGCAGCAUCGUGCCUGUGGUCAUGGCCGGUAUUAUCGGUAUCUACGGUCUUGUCGUUUCGGUUCUGAUUACUGACGGUCUCAAGCAGCAGAUGGCUCUGUACACGGGCUUCAUCCAGCUGGGCGCCGGUCUUGCUGUGGGUCUGUCGGGCAUGGCUGCUGGAUUCGCCAUUGGUAUUGUUGGAGACGCCGGCGUGCGCGCUACUGCCCAGCAGCCGCGUCUGUAUGUCGGUAUGAUUCUGAUUCUCAUUUUCGCUGAGGUGCUGGCUCUGUACGGUCUGAUUGUCGGUCUGAUCCUGAACACCAAGGCUACCGGCGGCGAUGUCAGCUGCGGCAACUAGUUCCAACUUUUCUCGUAACCCUCUUGUCCUAGAACCGAAAUGAACUCUUGAUUUUGGUCUCUCCUCCCCUGAUCAGCCUUUGCUGGCUUUGGAGAAAUUUUGAAGCCGCUGCUACCCGCGCCAGUAUUGCGGCGACAGAGGCGGUGGAUACGGUGCGCGUGCGCAGAGAGUGAGCCGAUGCGGACGGACCACCGCUUUGUCCUUCUGCUCGCCGUGGGGAAGCGAUCUCCAGAAUAAAAAG
Molecule: messenger RNA, 748 nt
Organism: Linderina pennispora
Lineage: Eukaryota; Fungi; Kickxellomycota; Kickxellomycetes; Kickxellales; Kickxellaceae
Product: V-type proton ATPase proteolipid subunit
Exons: 2
Coding region: 4-507 (167 amino acids)
Biological process (GO): proton transmembrane transport
Cellular component (GO): proton-transporting V-type ATPase, V0 domain
Molecular function (GO): proton-transporting ATPase activity, rotational mechanism
Source: RefSeq, a predicted model, not a curated record